Molecule: messenger RNA, 3764 nt
Organism: Manis pentadactyla (Chinese pangolin)
Lineage: Eukaryota; Metazoa; Chordata; Mammalia; Pholidota; Manidae
Gene: MDM2
Product: MDM2 proto-oncogene
Exons: 12
Coding region: 652-2127 (491 amino acids)
Biological process (GO): negative regulation of apoptotic process; regulation of cell cycle
Cellular component (GO): nucleus
Molecular function (GO): ubiquitin protein ligase activity; identical protein binding
Source: RefSeq, a predicted model, not a curated record
CGCGGCUUCCGGCGCGCUUUAAGCGGGCGGCAGGGGGCGCGCAGGGGGCGCGCACCGGGCGCACCGCUGCUAGCUCGGCUCCUCUGGGGCCUGCGGGGCGCUGUGAGACUGGAGGGGAAACGGGGCAAGAAGCCGAGCCUGAGGGGCAGCCCCAGUCCCUCUGACCGAGGUCCUGUGACUUUCGCCGCCAGGAGCCUCCUCCUCCGGACCUAGUGCGUUCGGGCGCCCCGGCGGCCUGGGCCCCGCGAGUGGAAUGGCCGCCAAGGCCCAGGGCGUCGGGCUUCCGCGCGCCCCGUGAGGGGAACUGGGGAGCCCCGAGGGGUCUCCCACCCGACUCUAAACACGGAAACCCCAGCGUGAUGAGGAUCAGGGCGCUGACUGGGCGAGUUCGGGCUGGUUCUGUGGACAGGUUGACUCAGCUUUUCCUUCCGGGCUGGUCAAGUUCGGACACGUUCCUAGUUUCCAAUAAAAGGAGCUAAGUCCUGACUUGCCUCCAGCUGGGGCUAUUUAAACCGUGACUUUUCCCAGCUAUUUUCACUGACGGUUGGAGAUAGAUACCUGUGGUCACCGACAUACAGCACUUACUCUACUAAUCCAGAUGUUCCCUUAUUUCAAGUUUUUAUCGUGUGUUUUUUUCCUGCUCUUAGGCAAAUGUGCAAUACCAACAUGUCUGUGUCUACUGAUGGUGCUGUAAGCACCUCACAGAUUCCAGCUUCGGAACAAGAGACCCUGGUUAGGCCAAAGCCAUUGCUUUUGAAGUUGCUAAAGUCCGUUGGUGCACAAAAAGACACUUAUACUAUGAAAGAGGUUAUAUUUUAUCUUGGCCAGUAUAUUAUGACUAAACGAUUAUAUGAUGAGAAACAACAGCAUAUAGUAUAUUGUUCGAAUGAUCUUCUAGGGGAUUUGUUUGGAGUGCCAAGCUUCUCUGUGAAAGAGCACAGGAAAAUAUAUACAAUGAUCUACAGAAACUUGGUAGUAGUCAAUCAGCAGGAAUCAUCAGAUUCAGGCACAUCUGUGAGUGAAAACAGGUGUCACCUUGAAGGUGGGAGUGAUGAAAAGGACCCUGUGCAAGAGCAACAGGAAGAGAAACCUUCAUCUUCAGAUUUGGUCUCUAGACCAUCUACCUCAUCUAGAAGGAGAGCAAUUAGUGAGACAGAAGAACGUUCAGAUGAAUUACCUGGUGAACGACAAAGAAAGCGCCACAGAUCUGAUAGUAUAUCCCUUUCCUUUGAUGAGAGCCUUGCUCUGUGUGUCAUAAGGGAGAUAUGUUGUGAAAGAAGCAGUGGCAGUGAGUCAGCAGGGACUCCGUCAAACUCGGAUCUUGAUGCUGGUGUAAGUGAACAUUCAGGUGAUUGGUUGGAUCAGGAUUCAGUUUCAGAUCAGUUCAGUGUAGAAUUUGAAGUUGAGUCUCUUGAUUCAGAAGAUUAUAGCCUUAGUGAAGAUGGACAAGAACUCUCAGACGAAGAUGAUGAGGUAUAUCGAGUUACUGUGUAUCAGGCAGGAGAGAGUGAUACAGAUUCAUUUGAAGAAGAUCCUGAAAUUUCCUUAGCUGACUAUUGGAAGUGUACUUCAUGCAGUGAAAUGAAUCCUCCCCUGCCACCACAUUGCAACAGAUGUUGGGCCCUUCGUGAGAACUGGCUUCCUGAAGACAAAGGCAGAGACAAAGGGAAAAAGCCUGAGAAAGCCAAACUAGAAAGCUCAGCACAAGCAGAAGAGGGCUUUGACGUCCCUGAUUGUAAAAAAAAUACAGUGAAUGAGUCUAGAGAGCCAUGUGUUGAGGAAAGUGAUGAUAAAAUCACACAAUCCUCCCAAUCCCAAGAAAGUGAGGACUAUUCUCAGCCAUCAACUUCUAAUAGUGUCAUUUAUAGCAGCCAAGAAGAUGUCAAAGAGUUUGAGAGGGAAGACACACAAGACAAAGAAGAAAGUGUGGAAUCUAGUUUUCCUCUUAAUGCCAUUGAACCUUGUGUGAUUUGCCAAGGUCGACCUAAAAAUGGGUGCAUUGUUCAUGGCAAAACGGGACAUCUUAUGGCAUGUUUCACGUGUGCAAAGAAGCUAAAGAAGAGAAAUAAGCCCUGUCCAGUAUGUAGGCAACCAAUUCAAAUGAUUGUGCUAACUUAUUUUCCCUAGUUGACAUGUCUAUAAAAAUACAAUUAUAUAUUUCAACUAUAUAACCCUGAAAAUUUAGACAACAUGAAAUUUAUUUUUAUUUUUUUACCUUGAUAUCAAAGGGCGAAAGUAUCUCAGUUGCAUGUGGAUUUCUUCUCUCUAGUGUAAUUCACCUUCUUUGGGAGGGAAUAGUGAAUACUUCCUUUUAGGAAAAUUUCACUUCUGUUUAUAUUUUAUAUUUGGGUUUUAAUGUAAUUUGAAUUGGAUAUGUAACUCAUCCUCUACUGCUAGCCCCUCAUAUUUUAAAUAAUUUCCACUCUCUCAUAAAUGAGAAGUAUCUGAUAUCUUUUUAAAAAUACAGGUAGGACAUUUAAAAUGUAAAUCUAGUACUUUUCAUGUAAGGAGAAAAAGUUUGUGUGAAAGAUUUAUUAUUUAAAUUUUAGGUACUUUUAAAAUCUUCCAAUCCUUAGUUUCUCUACUCUUCCAGAGCCUCUCAAAAUAGUCUUUCCAGGUAAAAAAAAGAUAUCAGUGGUUGUAUUUGGGGCCAUGUAAGUAAAAACGAACUACUUAUUCUUCAUCCUCUUUGGUAUAGUAAGGGAUAGGAGGUAAUGAUGUCAGUUGAGAAGUCUGAGCCACCAUUUACCCAUGAGACAGAACUCAUAAGUUUCCCUAACAUGAUGUGGAAUUAUCUAGGAGUCUAACCUCUAUAUCUGUAACCCUUUUCCACACCUGGUUUCAGGAAUUAGUGCAAUCUUUUGUUUUACACACAUUGAAAAACAGUUCUAAGACACUUUAAAGUACCUUCUUGGGCUGGAUUACAUGGUUCCUGGUAGUUACCUAGGUUUCAGACUUUUGCUUAAGGCCAGUUUUAGAGACCAGUGACUUCACAAAGACUUAAUGCAGAAAUUUAAUAAACAGAAGAACUGUUGUUUUUAAACUGCCUGAGAAUGUCAUAACUUUUUUCUAAAUUGCCCAGAAACUAUGUAUCACUCAUCUUCAAGAAUGACAGGGUCACAAGAUAGGAUUCUAAAAUCUCUCUCAAACUGCAUAGACUAACAUCUUGAUUUGUAUUUAAAUAUGAAUCUUCAGCAAAAUAGUGAAAAAAACCACUUAGAUUUAAGGUCCCAGUGUUUUUCUCCUAUCUGUGGCAGUUGUAUAUACUCAGGUGAGGAUAAUCAACUGAAACUAUAAAAUGUUUAGAACUGAGAGGGAUAAUUUAUCACAUCAAGUUUGUGUGCCAGUUACUAACAGUACAUUGUAUUAAACUUUAAAAUAAACCACGUGCACAACUUAAACAUGUAUACAUAUGAGAUAGUAGGAAACAAAUGGCUGGAAGGAUCAGUACCUUAGCCAAAGAUUGGUUCUCAAAUACAGUAAAAGCCUUAUUACUAGAGGCUUACAGUACUUCAACUAUAGCUGAGUAGAAUCAGUCCUUUCUAAGGAGAGUUGGUAGUAAAAAUGAGACUAUAAACACUGUAUAUUCAGGGUAUAUUAUGUAGUGAUUGCGCUAUUUAUAAAACAUUCAAAUCUGUGCAGAUAGGGUCUCAUUCGGCAUAUCUGCAUUACAAAUGGAGCCUUGAUUGUCUAAAUUUUUAGGUUUAGUAUACAGAUGUUUAUUGGUUCACAAAUAAACACUUUAUUAAAUAUUUGAUUAAGAA